Molecule: messenger RNA, 660 nt
Organism: Entrophospora sp. SA101
Lineage: Eukaryota; Fungi; Glomeromycota; Glomeromycetes; Entrophosporales; Entrophosporaceae
Source: the annotation of a GenBank genome assembly
AUGUCCAUUGUGGGCAAGUUUCUGUUCGUUUCUGGUCAAGUAAUUGUGUUAAAGGUGGUAGAUCUUGACCUAAAAACAACUUGCGAGGAACCUGGAGUCCACUACCUCCCAAUUACCCCAUUGUUUGCUUCAUUUUGUGCUCCGUGUGUUGCAGAAGCAGUGGCCACUGAUGACGAGUGUAAUUUUUUUGUUCUGGGAAAGAAAAUCUACAAUACGUUCACUUCCUCAAGCGAAGACGUUGAGAUCCCUUGCGUCUAUGACCACUCAAACCCAAGAUUUUCUGCAAUUGCGGAAGCGUCAAAAAAGGCACUGAUCUUUAGCGCUGCUGGAGAAUUGUUCAUAGGCGAGAACCUUGCACAAAUAAUUUGCACCGAGGUCGAUUGGGUAUUUCCAAAAGUGAAGAAUGAACAGCCAUGGCGCCCUUCAGAAAAACUUUUAGAACUUUUAGACGAAUUCGAAAAAAAAAUACUGUAUGAUCACCCAUCUACUCCUUGCGCCUAUUGUUCUAUCCUAAUGAUGAGCACUGCUGCGAAAUGGGUUGAUUACGACCCUGAUGAAACUUACGACCUAACAACAGCAUUCCCCAAACUUCAGCUACCUUUGCGUAUGAACAACCAAGAUUGUAUAAGAUUGCCGUUUGCUUGUCGUGCAAAACAGUAA